UGAAAACACUGAGCCUUUAAGUGAAAACUGCUAAAAGAGAGGAGAAGGAGGGAGGAGCAGGAGGCAUGAAAUUUACACACGCCAGCAAACUCCCAAGAUCAGCUUCAAAAUAUUAUCUGGAACAACAUUAUUCUGUCCUCAGGGCUUUAGGAAAUGUCAGGUAGACAUUCCAGCCUUUUGAAUACUCUUUCUCCCUCUCUCUCCUGCUGAUUAAUCAUUUGCUUUCCCUGUGAUGUGUAACCUGGGGAUAGGAAGCAAGUCAGGGCUGCCCACAUGAUCCUGUGAAUCUCUCUGCACAAGGGGCUUUGUUUAGUUUCUUUGCACCCUCCCGGCUGGAUUGUCCAUCCCUCCAUGCAUUUCGAUUUUGCCCACCCAAGUCACACCAUGAAGUCUCAGGCCGCUUCAAGCUGCUGUUGGCUGCUUUUCUUUCUCUUUCCUAUUGCAGCAAAAGAAACCCUGGAAACUCCUUCUUUCCAGUCAGGAAUCCUAUAUCAGUACCGGUACACACUGGAUGGCCAUAUAAAUUAUUUGUCAAGGUUGCCUUUGGGAGGAAGCAAGUUCAAGGCCGAAGCAUCGGUUGAUGUGCACCUCUUGUGGAGGAAUCCCACCGAGCCAACACAGCAGUUUCUUCAAAUCCAAAUCCAUGACCUACAAGGCCAUAGUGAUAUGGAAGAAAAGAAGAGUCAAAACAUUGAUGAGAAUCAAUCUGUAAAACUGUCACUGAGUGCCAGAGACGUGGAGCAGCCGAUUUUCCUUCACUGGAAUAAAGGGAAGAUUGAAGGCAUCUAUGGAGAAAAAACAGGAAACGCCUUAACUUUGGAGUUGAAGCGAGGCCUUAUCAGCCUCUUCCAGCUUCAGGCACACUCCGGGACAGUGACUGAGGAGGACAUUUCUGGAAGCUGUCAAGUUACAUAUACAGUAUCUAAGAAUUCUGCUCUGAAGACAAAAGACCUACACAGCUGCGUGAGACCAAAAUUUGGAUUCAGCGCUGUUAACAAAAUUUUUGGAGUCCUGUGGCAACCCACAAGUACAAUCCAUUAUGCUUUGGAAGGAAAUCUCAUCAAGUCUAUCCUGUCUGAGGAAAACCACAUCAUCUCUCUUACCUUGAAAUCUUCUACUGGAGUGAAUAUCGCAUCUAGGCAGCAUCUUGAAUUCGUGACUCAAGUGCCUGGCCCCAAGGAAUUAUCUGGGAAGACUCUUGAGGAUGUCCUGGCUGCAGUGUUGCAAAAACCUCAACCCAUCAAUAUUGCCAGUGACCCUGCCAAAAGGAUCUGUACCCAAUGCCCAACACUCAGAACAUAUUUGAAAACACAUGCUAAAAAGAAGCUGAAAAUCAAUCUCUCCAGAGCAUCAACGACAUGGCAUUUUUGUAAAGUUGUCCAGAUGCUGCGUGAUGCCAAGAAGAAGGACAUUCUUCUGCUCUUAAAAGGAGCUCCAGAAUCUAUGAUCCCCUUCUAUGUUGAAGCUGCAGUAGCUGCCCAGUCAACAGCCUGUUUGACAGCGCUGUCUGAAUUUCUGGAUUUUGGGAACAAAACGCAAGCGCCUUUGAUAGAGAAGUUUCUCUAUGCUGCUGCUUUGUCUCCUCGACCUUCAAAGGAGCUUCUGCAUUUGGUGCUAGAUAAACUAAAUGAGAAGAAAUUAGACUCAGCUAUCUGGGAAACUGGAAAUCUUGUCUCAGGCAGCCUCCUUGGCAAGUUAUGUCGCCAGAAAUUGUGUGAACUGCAGGUUAAAAUGGCAAUGAAACACAUUUUCCAUCAAACCCGAAGACAGUACCAGAAAACCUCAAGGCUGGCUGCUGCAGAAAUCCUGCUGGAGAACAAUCCCUCCCCAAUGGACUUCAUCAAUGUUGUGUUGGCCACAAGAGAACUUGAACCAGAAAUGUCAAGAUUUCUAUUGUCAAAAAUUCAAGGCAUUGUACACUCCCGUCAUCAUCCAACCAGGCAGCUUAUCAAAGAUGUUCUGAAAGAUCCACAAAUAAAUAAUUACUUCUUCCUCUCCUCUGAAGCUGGCAGCUCCAUUUCCUUCUCUGGACCACUGGCAGUCACCAGUGACUCACUUUCUACAUUUGGUCUGGAGCUGCUGUUCUCAGACGUGGGUAUCCUGAGAAAAAGCACCACCAGCUUCAAUAUCCUAAGUCAUGGCCACCAACUCCAAGCAGCUCAGGUAGCCAUUGAAGCAAAGGGGUUUGAAGGUUUCAUGGGAGGUAACCCAGGUGAUGAGGAAGAGGACUUCAUGGCUGGCAUGUCUGCAGUUUUGCUUGAUGUCCAGUUGCGGCCGGUGGCUUUCUUUGAAGGUUAUGCAGACCUCAUGUCAAAGGUCCUUAUGAGCUCCUUAGAACCUACAAGUGUCAUCAAAGGGAAUGUGCUCCUGAUGGAUCAUCAACAGGCAAUCCCACUUCAAUCUGGUUUCCAAACCAUAAUUACUCUUCAAGGAGGGCUUGGCUUGGAUGUUUCUGCUGAUAUCAAUAUGAAUUUGUGGGAGCAGGAAUUCAAAACAGGUAUCAAAACAAGAGGUGCCUUGACCAUUGAUUUCCAAGCGGAAUUGGACACCCCAUUCUAUCAAGCCACAGUGAAAAGCCAAACAGAGGCAGAAAUGGCCACCAGUUUUAAUACCGUUGCCAAAUUUUUUGAUAGUCCUGUGCUCAUGUGUCUCCAGCUUACAGAGGAUCAGGUCUCUUACAGAGAGAUCUUCACAGUAUCUGAAUCGUCUACAAACCAUAGCCUGACUAUUCAAAAAGGGAAACGGGCCACCAUUCCUGGACGUGAGCUCCCUUUACACAAAGCCAACUCUGCCAUGUGCAAGAUCCUGCUUGCCCAGACAGUGGGACAAUAAAAGCCGUAUCACCGUGUUAGCAGCUUGACUUGGUUUUUUUCUUCUCCAGUGAUGACUGACCUUGGGCAAAGUUUGAAGAGGAAUAGCCCAUGUUUUUCAGUCCCUAUCUUCCUCACAUUUUUUUUAACUUUGAUAACAGGCUGCCCAGACCCAGUGCCACAAAAGACUGGGUUGGAAAUCCUUGGAACCCGCUAUUCUAAUCUUGAGAAAUAUUCCUUACAGCUCCACC
Molecule: messenger RNA, 3061 nt
Organism: Pogona vitticeps (central bearded dragon)
Lineage: Eukaryota; Metazoa; Chordata; Lepidosauria; Squamata; Agamidae
Source: RefSeq, a predicted model, not a curated record